AGGGUUACUGUUGGACAAGAACAGGUGAAAGACAAGGUACAAGAAUGAGAGUUAAGUAUUUAAAAGCAGUGUUGAGACAAGAUGUAGCAUACUUUGAUUUGCAUGUCACAAACACGUCUGAGGUCAUCACCUGUGUCUCUAGUGACAGCCUCAUAAUUCAAGAUGUUCUUAGUGAAAAGGUUCCAAAUUUCUUGAUGAACUUCUUUAGGUUUGUUGGGAGCUACCUAGUGGCUUUUGCUUUGUUCUGGAGAUUGGCCAUUGUGGGGUUUCCCUUUGUGGUGCUUCUUCUGAUCCCUGGUUUAAUUUAUGGGAAGACAAUGAUGGGGUUGGCUAGAAAGAUCAGAGAAGAGAGUAACAAAGCUGGUACAAUAGCAGAACAAGCAAUAUCUUCCAUAAGAACCGUUUAUUCCUUUGUGGGGGAAAAUAAGACCAUAGAGGCUUUCUCUGAUGCUCUACAAGGGUCUGUCAAGUUAGGGCUAAGACAAGGCUUAACCAAAGGUUUGGCCAUUGGAUGCAAUGGUGUGGU
This is a messenger RNA of Cajanus cajan (pigeon pea), 526 nucleotides long. Lineage: Eukaryota; Viridiplantae; Streptophyta; Magnoliopsida; Fabales; Fabaceae. The record is from RefSeq and is a predicted model, not a curated record.